AUGCUAAUAGAUUUACUAGAUUUUUUGGGUUCUGCUCCUCAAUUUACAAUUCCAGGAAGAACUUUCCCAGUUGAAGUAUAUUUUAAUAAGAAUGUUAAUAUGGAUUACGUUGAAAAUGCUGUGAAACAAGUUUUAACUAUUCAUUUAACUAAUUCUAAACAAGGGAAAGAAUUUGUCAAUGAUGGUGAUAUUUUAGUAUUUAUGACUGGUCAAGAAGAUAUUGAAAUUACUUGUGACUUAAUCAAAGAGAAACUUAAUUUAUUAGAAGAUCCACCUCCAUUAUCAAUAUAUCCAAUUUAUUCAACUAUGCCUCAAGAUUUACAAAAGAAAAUAUUCAACAAGAAAAACAACAAGAGAAGAAAAGUAGUUGUUGCUACAAAUAUAGCAGAAACUUCAUUAACUGUUGAUGGGAUUAAAUAUGUUAUUGAUUGUGGAUUAGUUAAAGUAAAAGUUUAUAAUCCCAAAUUAGGGAUGGAUACAUUACAAGUAGUACCUAUCUCAUUAGCAAAUGCAGAUCAAAGAAGUGGUAGAGCAGGUAGAACAGGACCAGGUAUCGCAUAUCGGUUAUAUACUGAAAGAGCAACUGAUCAAGAUUGUAUGUAUCUACAACCAAUACCAGAAAUUCAAAGAACUAAUUUAAGUAAUAUCAUGUUGAUGUUAAAAUCAUUGAAAAUUCAAGAUAUUAAUCAAUUUCAAUUUUUGGAUUCACCACCUAAGGAUUUAUUAAAUUGUUCAUUAUAUGAUUUAUGGAUAAUUGGAGCAUUAGAUAAUUUAGGAAAUUUAACCAAAUUAGGAGAAUCAAUGACUCAAUUUCCAAUUGAACCAACAUUAUCUAAACUUAUUUUAUUAUCCUCACAAUAUCAAUUUCAUUGUUCUGAAGAAAUUUUAACUAUUGUGGCAAUGUUAUCAGUGCCAAAUAUUUAUCAUCGACCUAAAGAAAGAUCUCAAGAAGCUGAUCAAGCAAGGGAAAAGUUUAUCAUUUCAGAAUCUGAUCAUUUAACUUUAUUAAAUGUUUUCAAUCAAUGGAAUACUAAUUUAACUAAAUUUAAGAAUAAUUAUACCAAGAUUAAUAAUUGGUGUGGGAAGAAUUUCUUACAAUUGAAAUCAUUAUAUCGUGCCAAAGAUAUUAAACAUCAAUUAAUGUUAAUUAUGAAGAAAUUGAAAAUUCCAAUAUUGAAAUCAAGAAAUGAUGAAGAUAUUAAAAAAUGUUUAUGUGCUUCAUUUUAUCAACAACUGGCAAAAUUGAAUAAAUCAAGUUUAAAUGGUCAACCUGAAUUUAUUAAUUUAAGACAUAAUUAUAUUAAAAUGUAUUUACAUCCAACUAGUUGUUUAUUAGAAAGUAAUUUAAGUUCAAAUUAUGUUAUUUAUCAUGAAUUGAUUUUAACUAAAAAAGAAUACAUGAAUUAUGUAACAUGUGUUGAUCCUUUAUGGUUAUUAGAAUUUGGUUAUAAAUUUUAUGGGGUUUCAGAGAAUUACAAAGGGAAAAUCGAUGAAUAUUUAGUUGAUAAGAAGAAAUCAUUUGAAGAAGAAUUGGUGAAAGAUAAACAGGUUUAUCAAGACAAUCAAGAUAUGCAAUCUAAAAGGAGAAUAACUGAUAAACCAGUGGUUAAAUCAAAUUCAUUAUUUAAGAAAAGAAGAGGUAUUUAA
Messenger RNA from Candida tropicalis MYA-3404, 1647 nucleotides. RefSeq names its product ATP-dependent RNA helicase. Gene Ontology annotation, molecular function: RNA binding. Gene Ontology annotation, cellular component: spliceosomal complex; intracellular anatomical structure. The record is from RefSeq and is a predicted model, not a curated record. The transcript has a single exon. NCBI's taxonomy places the organism in Eukaryota, Fungi, Ascomycota, Pichiomycetes, Serinales, Debaryomycetaceae. Bases 1 to 1647 code for a protein of 548 amino acids. Gene Ontology annotation, biological process: mRNA splicing, via spliceosome.